UAGGUAUCCAGCCAUCUAGCCAUCUAUCCAGACAGCUAGUCAGUUAGUCAGCCAGUCAGCUAGUCAACCAAGAAGCCAACAAGCCUCUCAUCCAGUCAACGUUCCAAAUUUUUGAGUCAACUAUUGAUGGAACCUCGAUAUCUUAAUUGAUAUUGUCAAAUAAAAGAGGACAAGCGAUGCUAGGAAGCGAAAACCUGAAAUUAGAUUGACAGUAUAAGGAGAUCGUGGAACGGCGUGCCUAACUUGGAAUGCUUAUACCGGUGGUGUCGGGCACUUGGGGCUGGGGAUUCUUCGCUCUUUUCCUGUUCGUUUUUGCCACCCCCAGUCCAGCUGCUAUCCGCAGAGCGGAUCGAGAUCAUUGCAACAAGACAGUGGAUUUAUACGAAGAUGUAUCGAGUCCGGCUGUGACUUCCGCAAAUUGGGGAAAACCACUAUCUUGCUGGUAUCGUUUUCGAUCGUUUCGUGGAACUCCACGAGAUUGGAUCCUGCGAGUUCGUUUCAAGAAGUUUAAAGUUGGCGUAUUAGAAAAUGCCACCACCUGCUCUGGCGGUUAUUUACAGAUCGUAGAUGGAAACACGAAAACAGAAGUGAGCAAUCGGAAAGAUCCUGGGGUUUAUUGCGGUGAGUCGGAGCAACCGCAAACAUUUAUUUCCGAGACAAGUUUCGUCCGUGUGAUAUUCCAUGCGGAUAACUUUACGGAUCAAACGUACUUCAGCUUCGACUCCCGCGCGGAACAACAGUUCGAGGUAUACUUGAGAUACGGCCAACAUCCUGAACUCUACCCAAAUCGAAGAGGCGAAAUUGUGCCCGGUAGCUAUUGCGAACGAGUUUUCAAGGAUUGCAGGCUACAAACGUGUUACGUACAGAGCCCUGCUUAUCCAGGCAUUUAUCCGCGCGCGUUACAUUGUAAGUACCGACUGAAUACACGGCUACCUUUUAUAAAGCUCUACAUUGAGAACGAGGAGUUCAAUAUCGACGGGCAAAGAUGCGAGAAUAUAAUGACUUGCCCUAUGAGACCGAUAAGCUCUGGCUCGGAGCAUUGUCCGUACGACUACAUACGAGUUUACGAUGGCAAAGAUGAAAAUAGCCCGGCGAUCGGUACGUUUUGUGGUAUGGGAAAAUUCCCGUAUAGCAUAAUCGGUACCAGCGAGGAUCUCUAUGUGGAAUUUGUCUCGUCACCAGCGGGACCUCUGUUAAAUACCGGUUUUCAUUUUAACGUUGGUAAUUGGCCGGGUCACGUAGAGACCGCUGGCGUUCGAAACGGUAGCUGCGAUUGGUUGUUAAAUAGCGAAUCUUUGCAUAGCGGUAACGAAGGAAUAUUUCUCUCCGUCGCGCACUGGUAUCCACCGUAUACCAGCUGUACCUAUCUUUUGAAAGGUCGAGCUGGCGAGAUCGCGAGACUCUAUUUCCCUAGUUUUCGAGUUAACCGGAUCGAGUCACCGAUACAACCGUACGAUGGUGACUGCGGUGAAAGUUUAACACUGUACGAUGCCGAUUGGCCGGACGAUGCGAAAAUUAUCAAAACCUUCUGCGACACGUUUAGCAAACCAAUGGAGAAGCACGAUUUCGUUUCGAGCUCGAACGCUCUGUUCGUUAAAUUCGAGAGCAAAACGGGAAGCUACUCCGGCAGUUCGUUGUAUUAUUGGGCGCAUUAUGAUUUCUUCAAUGCGACAAGGUUCGGCGUGCCUGUACCUGGAACCGAAUGCGACGAAACGUUCGCCUCCUGGAAAGAACGAUCUGGCAAAUUUCGAUCGCCAUUAAAUACCCUGGUUUACAAGCGACCAGGUGAUCCACCGGCGGAUCUUUCCUGCACGUAUACCUUCGUCACGGACAAACGAUUAUACGCACGAGUGAUUCUUAUCGUGGAAUCGGUUUCUUUCAAGGUGCAUCCGUAUGCGCAAUGCGGUAACUGUUGGGAUAGUCGAGUCGAUCGAUUGAUCGUUAGAGAACCGUCUAUCACAGAUGUUAACAAUGACCAGUAUUCGCAACAGCAGCAGCAUCAACAAUAUCAGCAACAGCAACAUCAGCAGCACGCAUCGCGUCAAUUACAAAAUAGCAGUAUCGGUAGGGGUCAUUGUAUUUGUCGAUCGACGAUAACCAAUGGACCAAACAGCGACAGGCAACCGGUGCUUCGCGUGAUCUCACGAGGGGAAAAACUUGAGUUAAAGCUUCUAGUAGAUGGUGCACACGCUGCAGCGAACUAUUUUAAACAAUCCUCACCGUUGUUCGAGGCAAGGUACGAGUUCGCUCAUAGUCCAUUAUGUGGCCCAGCGAUUUUGCCAGCUACGACCGACGGCGAAAUUGAAUUCCCUCAUUACGAAGCACUCGGAUACGUUGCGCCGCCUCGACAGAUCAAAUGUAUCUGGGAACUACGAGUGAAUCGAGACAGAGACGUUUGGUUACAUUUCGACAAGAUCAAAUUUGCCUCGAGAUCCUGCGAGGAUGGAAAACUCGAGAUAUUCUUGCCCGGAUCUGCCGAACCGCAUUUCGGUAUAUGCGGUGAAAAUGUCAGUUACGUACGAGAAAUGCCGAUCAUAUCGGCAGCGCAGAUCGUCCCAAAUAUUCGUACGUCCGGGGAUCACGAAUCUGGACAUUUCAACAUGGAUUCUAUUCAAACUCAAACGCACUUACAGCAACCGGUAUCGCCGCCGCCGCCGUCGCAAUCCUCACUGCCAACGGAUCAACAGCAAGAAGAAUUCGAAUGGCCGACGGUGAUCGUUCAAUUCACUGGUUCGAUGGCACCGGCGAGAGCCGCGUUUAAAAUCGCUUGGACGGAGUUGUAUCACUUGCCACGCGAUGCUUCGGGUGCUCUGAAUACGCAGAAGCUCGAGGAGUAUUGUGGAUUUCAAUGUCCGGGCGACGCUGGUUGUAUCCCCGCGCGACUUGUUUGUAACGGUGUUGUUAAUUGCCCUAUGCCAGAACCUCGAUCGAUCUUCAAAACAACGCACAACGGUACCGGUUUGCUGGGAAUAAUCGAGGAACCGAACGACGAAUCCAUCGAAACUUGCGGCACCGAUGUUGUCGGGGAACGUGGUAGCAUGGCCGGAUCUGGAAACGGUGUCGGUGGCUUGGCCAGCGUCGUUGGCUCUGCUGGAUGGGCUGGAGCUGGUCUAGGCGCUGCUCUUGCCAUUCUUCUCGGUCUCAUUUGCUUGGUCACUGUUUGCAAAAUUUGUCGGCAACGAGCUACUUCUAGGGACAUUCAUGUACCUUAUUGACACCGUCACGGACACGAACACGAACAAUUACGUAAAUGUAAUUAUAAACGCGAACGUAAACGUACGAGUGCAGACCCGCAAUUUCUUCUUUUCGUUUCUUCUUCCAUGUUGGGUUAAUUGUUUUCUGUACAAUAUCUCGAUGCGAGCACACUAUCAGUGGACAAUGUUCGUACUCGUGUCGUCGAGCGUAAAUCUGUAACAGAAAUUAUAUCGCUCCACUCGUUUUAUUCAUGCCAAUGAACAAGAAGCAAGGAAUAAUGGCAAAUUAGGCGGAUGACUGAUUAAAUAGGUAAAUAAGAUAGGUAAACAUUUUAGGUAUACACACAUCUAUACCUAUAUGUAUAACGUGCGUGUAUGCGCGCGCGCGCGCCUCUUUCUGCAAAUCUACAGAGUGAAUUUGAAUACGACUGUAGGUAGACUCUAAAUUUUUAUGGGUUUAUGGAAAAUUUAGACGGUAGAAAGUACGCAGAAUUCAUAUAAAAUGCAAAAAUAUAUAAAAUACAGUAUAUUCGUAGAUACAGUAUAUAUACUGUAUAUAAAAUACAGUAUGUAUACAGUAUGUAAUAUUCAGUAGAUGAAGCAAAUUUCUGCUAAUGUUCCAUUUCCAUUCAUCUACAGUGCACGCAUAAUUGUUGCAAGCGAAUAUCUUUUAAAUCAUUCAAAUCGAAAACAAUUUGUUAGUUAAUGAAGAGCAUUUUGAAUGGUUAUUGUAUUGUAUCGUUUUAACAGAUAUUCGUUCCUUAUAAUGUAUAUGAUUUACUCUGCGCCUGCUUAGUAGCGCGUGCGCGUAUCCACAUGUGUAUAGAGAGAAGGCGAGAUAGGGAGGGAAGAGAAUGAGAAAAUAAUUUCAAUCCCAAAAUGCGUUUUUUCCCCACAUGUAGUAUCAUCAUAAAGUACCAAAGGAAGGAAAUAAGUAUCGGAAACGUGAUCUUUUUUUUGCGGUCACACAUAUUACGCAUACGUAAUAUACCCAUGUAUAUGUAAGUAGGUUCGACAAAGCAGCUUCAUUCACGAUUUAAUUCGUGUUCAGUUUACGAUUAUAUUCUUGUAAUUUUUGCACAAUGUAUUCGCGUUAUACAUAUUAAUAAGAGUGCCUGCGAAUGUUUGCACGUGUGCGUUAUAAGUCUGUUUAAAAUGAUGCGCACGCGUGUUAUUCCUCGAGGAUAUGCCAAAUAAAAAAUUGUAUAUAUCGAAGUUAGAAAGUUUUUAGCAUAUGAGCGCACCUCGAGUGAAUAACUCUUAAACCAAACAUCGAUAAAAUUGCUAUUAUAUUAAUCGACGAGAACUUACGUUCUUUUGUAUAUAGUUCGAAUUCUCUAAUUAGAUCACAUUUAAUAUCGUAACAACUUAGAAUAUUAGCGGAAUACCGAUACAAGGUUAACGAUACUUCACCGUGUCAAGGGUGUGAAGUAGCGUACGCGUUACAUCUGUAGCAAGCGAGUACGUGCUCACAUGUACGUACAUUGUCGGAAAUGAUGUGGUAAUUAUAUAUAUAGAAUAUGCUACAUCUCACGGACUGUAAUGAUUUUGAAAUAUGUUAGGUCAACAUUUUGAAUAAUUUCACUAUUACAAUUUAUCGCUAAAUAUAGAGCGAUCAAAUGUGUGGUGAGAUAUUAUUCAAAAUAUUGUCUUCGACAAUACACAUAUCUCAAGAUCAUUGAAAUUAAUGAGUUGUACUCUAUUCUGUACAAUUACCAAUGCUGUUUAUGAACAUCAUGAAACGUGUAACAAGACAAACGGGAAACGACGCGUAUUAUAUUUAUCGAGCUCUGUUUGUCUUUUCGGUUAAAUUAAAUAUAAAUCGAUCAAGUUGAUUACGCUACUGAACUGCUGUGAAUCAAUUGUUCAGUUUUACGCAUAUAUGAUUAUAGUCGACUUGAACGACGACGAUGACACACAAAGAGCACCGAAUUCUUCGAGACAAUCGAAAUUUACCCAUUCUCCUCCUCCUCUAUCCUAUUUAGAUUAAAGUACACCAUUCCAUUGCCAAUUUCGAAGCAAAUUCAUCGGAAUAUAAGUUGCAAUCGUUUUUUGUAACGUUCUUUUUGUACUGUUAUUAUGAUGUUUACCGUUUUAAAAAACGUGGCUUGUAUUUGUUGAUGUUGCCACACUUUCGUCAUUAUAUACACAUACACACACAUAUAUACACAUUAUACGCGUUAUUGUUGCAUUAAUUUAUCGCCUUUAUCAUUAUAUUUAAGAUAAAUAAUAAUUACCAUAUUGUGCGAUUACAUGAAACAUCAUUGUUGUAUAAUCGUUACUGUUAUUGUACCGUUUCUCGUCGUUGUCAGCACCACUAACAUCGUUGAAAAUAUCGCUACUGCCAGCAGCGUCAGCAUUAUAUUAUUAUAUUUUUUACAAAUAAAAAGUAUCCUCAUUGAUGGGGUAAAAAGAGUUUAA
Messenger RNA from Bombus huntii, 5615 nucleotides. RefSeq lists its product as uncharacterized. The transcript has 4 exons. The coding region runs from base 249 to 3215 and encodes 988 amino acids. The record is from RefSeq and is a predicted model, not a curated record. Gene Ontology annotation, cellular component: plasma membrane. NCBI's taxonomy places the organism in Eukaryota, Metazoa, Arthropoda, Insecta, Hymenoptera, Apidae.